GUGUGUGUGUGUUCAAAGCAGUGAGGUCCACACAUUACAUCAGGAUGCACUGUGGUGUGUGUGGAACAGCAGGUCAUUGUCGGGAGUGCACGCCAGUGUCACUCCCAAUUAAGCUCUUCAGCUGCGAAAGAAAAACCCCAGCUUUACUGCUGCUAGGACUUGACAAAUUCAUGACAUCUUGUUCAUCCAUAUCUUCCAUAAAGACUUUCAUCAAGUCUUCAUCAAACUCAGAGCUAAGACAGGGUAAAUCUGUGCAGCACUGCCUGGGGAAUAACAUGACAGCAGCACAAAAACCUCUCCAACAUUUGUGCUGACUACUUGCCAGAUGCUGACGACUCCUCUAAAUACCUUUAAUGGACGUUCAGGGUCGUUCUUUUUCCAGCAUAAAAUAAAUAAAGUCAAUAUAUGUAUAAAAUCCGUUUAAAUUAGAACUAAUUUCCUUGAGUUUCCACAGACCCACAGCAGCUGCACACUUCACAUAUGAGCACAAAUCUAUCCAUAUGCAACUUCUUACAACUCCAUCAGAGCCGGCUUAUGUAACAGUCAUUUCUCCUCCCUGUGCAGGUGGUGAUGACACAAAGCAGACAGACACAGGUUUGGAGAGCUUUGACUUUUUCCACGACAAGGAGAAAGAGAAGGAGGACGACCUCCACAAAUCCUACAAUGACAGAUCGUACCUGAGCUCCGAGGACAUGGGGCCGGGGGAGAGUCGCUCCGAUUUUGUGUCACUCUUGACAGGCAGCACGGGCCUGUGGAGCUCCAAUGGCGUAGCCAGAGCUCGCUUCUCCCUGACCAGAACUAGCCUGGCCUUCUCCAUCACAUACCAGAGAAUGGAUCGUCCCAGUAAAAUAGCGUUCCUGGACUCAGAUGGGAAUUCUGCUUUUGAAUAUAGGGUCCCAAAGGGACAAUCAGAAAUGAUUUGUGGAGUGUGGAAGAACCUGGCCAAGCCUCUAAUGCGACAGCUGCAGUCCGAACAGAUGCGCGUCCGCAUGACCACAUCAGCCGGCCGACGAGAAGACGUGGAGGGAAAGAUCAUUAAACACAGAGCUCUGUUUGCUGAGACUUUCAGUUCAACAUUGACAUCCGAGGAGGAGAACUCAGGCAUGGGAGGCAUCGCCAUGUUGACGUUGAGCGACACAGAAAACAACCUGCACUUCAUCCUCAUUAUGCAGGGACUGAUCGAGCACAAAGACAAAGAGCUCCUUGUAGUACCCAUCAGUGUCCAGCUCGUAUACCGCCAACACAUCCUGAGAGAGGUCCGAGCCAACGUCUCCACUCAUGAUCCAGACUUUGCUGAGGUGCUGACGGACCUGAACAGCCGAGAAUUGUUCUGGUUAUCACGUGGUCAGCUGGAGAUAGCUGUGGUGACGGAGGGCCAGGAUCCUCGACAAAUCUCUGGCUUCAUUACUGGCAGAAAAACCUGUGACACUCUCCAGAGUGUGAUGUCCAGUGGUGAUGCACUGACACCGAGCAAAACAGGGGGCGUGGGCUCUGCUAUCUUUAGCCUCCAUGACAACGGAACGCUGGAUUAUCAGGUCCAGGUUGCCGGCGUCACCAGUGAUGUGGUCGGGCUCACGAUUGAACUGAAGCCAAGGCGCCGCAACAAGCGCUCGCUUCUUUAUGACCUAACACCCGAGUUCAACAAGGCCACAGGUCGGGCCGUGGGCAGCUGGAGUCGCCUGGAGGCCCGGCACAUCCACAUGCUGCUGCAGAACGAGCUCUUCAUCAACGUGGCCACAGCGCACAACCAGGAUGGGGAGCUGAGGGGACAGAUAAAGGCCCUGCUCUACACCGGCCUGGAGGCGCCCCGACAUGAACUACCCACUCUUCUCGCUGGUCAAUAUGUGUCUCCACCAGUACGAACCGGUGCCUCCGGCCACGCCUGGGUCUCAGUGGACAAACAGUGUCAUUUGCAUUACGAGAUCGUUGUCACAGGCCUUAGUAAAGCUGACGACCUGACUAUGAACGCCCAUCUACACGGGUUGGCUGAGAUUGGUGAGAUGGAUGACAGCAGCGCCACGCACAAGAGACUGCUGACCGGCUUCUACGGGUCACAGGCCCAAGGAGUGUUGAAGGACAUCAGUGUUGAAUUACUGCAACACCUGGAUCAGGGAACAGCCUUUAUACAAGUCAGCACUAAACUCAACCCUCGAGGAGAAAUACGAGGAAAGGUCCACAUACCAAACAACUGCGAGUUUGGAACCAGAGGAGACAUGGAGGAGGCUGAAUUUGAUGACCUCUUUGUGAAGGACCCUGAGGAGCUGAAGAAGGAUCCUCACACCUGCUUCUUCGAGAACCAAUACCACGCUCACGGCUCCCGCUGGAUACCAAGCUACGACAAGUGCUUCUCCUGCAGCUGCCAGAAGCGAACAGUGAUCUGUGACCCAGUCAUCUGUCCAGUCUUGACCUGUUCUAAAACCAUCCAGCCUGAGGACAAGUGCUGUCCUGUCUGUGACGAGCGGAAGGACCCCAAGGACAUUAAAGCUCCAGAGAGAGUGGAUGAAAAUCCUGAUGGUUGUUAUUUUGAAGGAGAUCAGAAGAUGCAUGCCCCGGGGACAACAUGGCAUCCCUUUGUGCCUCCUUUUGGCUACAUUAAAUGUGCUGUCUGCACCUGCAAGGGCUCCACAGGAGAGGUUCACUGUGAGAAGGUCACGUGUCCAGUGUUGACCUGCAGUCAUCCAGUGAGACGUAACCCGUCUGACUGCUGCAAAGAGUGUCCAGAGGAGGACAGGACACCAGCUGGGCUGGAGCACAGCGACAUGAUGCAGGCGGACGGGCCUCGACACUGCAAGUUUGGAAAGCACUAUUACCAGAACAGUGACAAUUGGCACCCAUGGGUGCCCCUAGUGGGGGAGAUGAAGUGCAUCAACUGUUGGUGUGAUCAUGGAGUGACCAAGUGCCAGAGGAAGCAUUGUCCUGUAGUGACAUUAGCAACCUGCUCCAACAUCACCCGCAAAGAGGGCUCCUGCUGUUCAGAGUGCGGUGAUUCCAAAGAGGAGGACCAGGACCAUCCCAUGAUGAAAGUUCCAGACAAAAGGCGGACCUGGAGACAAUGAUCUUUCAUCGCUUAUCUAAUAUUCUUGGAUGAACCUGAACCCAGAGCCUCUUUGGGUUUUUCCCACCUGCCCUCACUCUUCAGCUUACACCCACUCUGUCAUCAGCAUCAGGAUUGUAACCAGACGGAGGAAUGAAAAAUUAAAACAAAAAAAAAGAAAGAAAAAAAAAAGAAAACAGACUCAACUGAGAAAGAGAUGAAGCUCCAAACCAUGGGACCAACCAGACACCUGUUGCCUUCUGCUUUUCAAGUUGCUGGGAUUUUGAUUCCCUUCUUCACUUUUGUUUGUCUAAGCCGCUCCACAGAUCCUAAGGCGUAGAGUUUAUAACAAAUAAAAUAUGGAAAAUGGGAGAAUUUUUAAACAGGAAAUGUUUGUAAGACUGAAUAUGACAUUGAUGGAGCUUCUUAUUAAAGUGCAGCUAGAGCUAGCUAGCGCGCCCACUGGACAGAGUGUUGAUUGCCUUAUUGUAUGUGAAUGUGUGUGUGUGUGUGUGUAUGUAUGUGAUGCCGAAAUACAGAACCAGGCAAAGUACCAUCAGUACAGUCAGACUACAGUCUUCACUGCUGUGGGUGGAGGAAAACCAGGCUUUUGUGCAGUUCCAGCUUCAUCUUCACCUCGUUCAAGAACUCUGCUUUAACUGUUCCUAAUGCUGAUUUUUCAAAAUAAGUAAUAUUUUAUGAAAAAUGAAGCCGAUUUGUAUUUUUGUAUUUAUUAAAUGCUGUGGAGACGAAAUAAAAAAAGGAUGUUUGUUGGUUUUAAA
Molecule: messenger RNA, 3816 nt
Organism: Cynoglossus semilaevis (tongue sole)
Lineage: Eukaryota; Metazoa; Chordata; Actinopteri; Pleuronectiformes; Cynoglossidae
Gene: chrd
Product: chordin
Exons: 18
Coding region: 501-3056 (851 amino acids)
Biological process (GO): negative regulation of BMP signaling pathway; dorsal/ventral pattern formation
Molecular function (GO): BMP binding
Source: RefSeq, a predicted model, not a curated record